Messenger RNA from Lepus europaeus (European hare), 4949 nucleotides. It is a transcript of the gene C2H3orf38, whose product is annotated as chromosome 2 C3orf38 homolog. Bases 115 to 1164 code for a protein of 349 amino acids. The transcript is spliced from 4 exons. Lineage: Eukaryota; Metazoa; Chordata; Mammalia; Lagomorpha; Leporidae. The record is from RefSeq and is a predicted model, not a curated record.
UGGCGAACCACAGGAAAGGCACUUCCGGUGUCUGUUGCCAAGGCACGGGCCUGGUGGGGCCGGAGGGGCGACGUUAUUGGCGUCGUCCUCUCCCCCCCCUCUCCGGGGGUCGAGAUGUCGGGGCUCAGCGGCCGAGAAAUGGAGGGCUGUCGUAACUUGCUCGGCCUACUGGACAACGACGAGAUCAUGGCCCUAUGCGACACCGUCACCAACCGCCUGGUGCACCCUGAAGACCGCCAAGAUGCCAUUCGUGCAAUAUUAGUGUACAGUCAAAGUGUAGAAGAACUUCUGAAGCGUAAAAAAGUCCACCGAGAAGUCAUAUUUAAAUACUUGGCAACACAAGGGGUUAUUAUACCUCCUACUACUGAAAAACACAAUCUUAUUCAGCAUGCAAAAGAUUACUGGAAGAGACAAUCACAGCUGAAAUUGAAGGAAAUGCCAGAACCAGUUACAAAGACAGAAAACAUCCAACUCUUUGAACAGCAGGCAAAAGAAGAUAAAAAAGCUGACAAAGUUGAUUUCCGUCGCCUAGGAGAAGAAUUCUGUCACUGGUUCUUUGAACUUCUUAAUUCUCAGAAUCCUUUUCUGGGACCACCUCAAGAUGAAUGGGGGCCACAGCACUUCUGGCAUGAUGUGAAACUUAGGUUUUAUUACAACACAUCUGAACAAAAUGUGAUAGACUACCAAGGAGCAGAAAUUGUGAGCCUUCGUUUGCUGUCACUAGUGAAAGAAGAAUAUCUUUUUCUCAGCCCCAACCUGGAUUCCCGUGGACUGAAGUGUGCUUCUUCUCCACAUGGGUUAGUUAUGGUUGGAGUUGCUGGAACUGUCCACCGAGGGAACACUUGUUUGGGUAUUUUUGAACAGAUAUUUGGACUCAUCCGUUGUCCUUUUGUGGAAAAUACUUGGAAAAUCAAAUUUAUCAACCUGAGAAUUGUUGGAGAGGGUUCUCUUGCUCCUGGAUCAUUACUAAAACCAGCUAUUACAUUUGAACAGAGUGAUCUAGAGGCCUUUUACAAUGUAAUCACUUUAUGUGGUACUAAUGAAGUACGACUUAAUGUAAAACAGGCAUUGGAUAGUGGAACUGGAGACCAAGCUUUAUGUAGUGGAAAUGAGGAAUUGUUGAACAAAAGAGAACUGAGUUUACCUGACCCUCUAAAGCACUGAUCACUGUGUGUCAGCCUAAAAAAACUUCUAUACAGAAACUCUUCCAAAUACUACAUCAGUCAUGUGUGCACCAGCAGGGAACUGGAUUGGAAGUUGGAGCAAUUGGGAUUGCCAUCUUUGCGGCUGGUAGUCUGACCCACUGUGCCACAACACUGGCCCAAAGAAAAGGAUUUCAGGAAUAUUGUUUUUUAAAGCUAAUCGUAAACAUUGUGGUUUAACAAAAUGGCUUUGAUGGUUAAAUCGGUCAUAAAAAUUAAGGAAAACAAUACUGUAGUGUUUUUCUUAGUUCCCAUAUACUCUUUUCUUCACUGGUUCUUUGGGUUGUGGGAUAUGGUCAUCAACCUUUUGAACUAUAGUCUUUCUUCCAAGAAAAAAAAAGUAAUUUGUGCAUAUGGUAUUAAAAAUUGUUCAUAUUUCAGAGUUGAUGGGUCUUCCCAAAGCACAUCUUUGUGUCCUAUAGGUAUCUUUAUGCUCUGUUUUUAAAUAUUCUGCCAUGAUGUUAGAUUUAACCCCAGGCUACUCCUCUAGUAUAUUAAAAUGUUUUUAUAAAAUUUAACAACAUUGCCUAAAUCUCUAAGGGAACUAAAUCUUGUGAAUGAAAGUAUAAUUUCUAGGAAAUAUCACUUUACAAUAAUUAUUAUUUGUGAAUUAUUUUUAAGAAUUUUUCUAAUUUAUUUGAGUGAGAGAACUUCUACUUAGUGUUCAUUCCAUAAAUGCCCUCAACAGCCGUGACUGAGCCAGGCCAAAGCUGGGAGCCAGGAACUCAAUCUGUCCACGUAAGCGACAGGGACCCAAUUACUUAAGCCAUCAAUCACUGUUGUCUCCCUGGAUCUGCAAGAGCAGGAAGCUGGAGUUGGGAGCUUAAAGCAGGGAUCAAACUCAGGCUUUGCAGUAUAUUAGAAAUGGACACAAGCCACUGUUAGUGCAACGUAAAAAAAUAUUAAUUCAGAAUUCAUUUCAUUUUGGCAAGAAUUAUUAUAAAUAUUGAACAUAAUGUGGAGAAAGUGGUAAUAUGAAAAAUAGUAAGAUAAUAUUCUCAAGAACUUUAUUAAAGUUCUUUAUUAAAGCUUCAUCUUAAGAUGUUUGGUAAUGAUUGGAUAUUACUAAUUCUGAUGAAGGAUUUUAAAAAUAUGUUUCUUCUGCAGAGGCUAUGUAUGUGAUCUCAACUUUCAUCCCUUCCUCCCACUUCUUCAUUUUCCAUAGCCCUGUUUAAUUUUUAAAUUUUACACAUUUGAAAAGUGGAGGGACAGGAGAAAGCGGUAAUAUGAAAAAUAGUAAGAUAAUCUCAAGAACUUUAUUAAAGCUUCAUCUUAAGAUGUUUGCUAAUGAUUGGAUAUUACUAAUUCUGAUGAAGGCUAUGUAUGUGAGCUCACCUUUUAUCCCUUCUUCCCACUUCUUCAUUUUCCAUAGCCCUGUUUAAUUUUUAAAUUUUACACAUUUGAAAAGUGGAGGGACAGGUAAAGGGGAACAUGGGGAGGGAAAGAAGGAAAUCUCUCGUCUACUGGUUUACUUCAUAGAUGUCUGCAACACUAGGAACUGGCUCAGCCAAAGCCAGGAGCCAAUUAACUCAGUCUUGUUUUUCAUGUGGGCAACUACUUGAGCCAUCAUCUGCUGCCUCCCAGGGUACACACUGGCAAGAAUCUGAAAUUGGGAGAGGAGCCAAGACUUGAACCCAGGUACUUUGAUAUGACGUACAGACAUCUCAGGGGGUGUUGUAAACAUUGUACCAAACACACAUUCCUAACCCUCCCCCAUUUAUAAACUUUGUGUCCACCCAGUUGCAGUGCAAGGAAAUGACCUUCUGGAUCUGGGUUCUCUUCAAGUUUAUUUGAUGUUUAAUUAUUGAGUGUUACUAUUUGCAAAUCACUGAGUCAAGUGAAAGACAAAAUACAUCAGUAGGCUAUUUACUUAGACAAAUGUAUUUAAAUUUCAAUUUUUGGGUUUAGGCUGUCAUAAGGUAACAAUUUCUGUAGGCCUUUUGUAGAAGGAUUCAGAUCCUUUUAUAGGAUCAGAAAAAGGAAAACUUAAUCUAGAAUUGGAAUAAAGUAUCCAAAUUUUGCAAGAGAAUGGGCUAUAUGCAUUUAGCUUUAUUUUUCUAAUAAGCUCCCUACAGUCUUUGAUGAAAGUGUUAAUGUUAAAAUUGAAUGCAAUAUUCACAUAGUAUAUAUAUAUAACACCAGAAACGGGCCAGUGCUGUGGUGCAGCUGAGGCGCCGGCAUCCCGGAUGGGCACCAUUUCUAGUCCUGGCUGCUCCUCUUCCAAUCCAACUCUCCACUAUGGCCUGGGAAAUCAGUAGAAGAUGGCCCAAGUGCUUGGACCCCUGCAACUGUGUAGGAGACCCAGAAGAAGCUCCUGGCUUCAGAUCAGCGCAUCUCUGGCCGUUGCGGCCACCUAGGUAGUGAACCAGCAGGUGGAAGACCUCUCUCUUUGUCUCUACCUCUCUAACUCUUUCAAAUAAAUAAAAUAAAUGUUUCUUUUAAAAAACAACUAUUUGUAUAUCAUGAAAUCAUAAACCUGCAAUUUGGUACCUGCUACAUUCUAUCCCCAGUACUGCUAAAUCUUGUUGCUGUUCUUAAGGGAAUCAUUUAAUGAGGUUAGUAGUUUUCAUCUUCAGUUUGUAGACACUCUAAAUCUGAAGUUUGAAAUUGGUUACAUUUUCAUUAAUAUCAAAGGAAGAACCACCUGCUGCCAAUUACAUUACUUAUUUGAUAUUUUCUGAACAGAAAGUAACUAGUUAACUUAGGAAAAUUUUUUCUGAAGCAUUUAGUCUGUUUGCAUUAAUUUUUUUCCUACUCAUAUUUUACUGUACUAAUGAUUAGUAUUACAUGCAGUUAUUUCAGAUUGUUAUGUGUAAGUUACUUUUUCCUCCCUAAGUUGUAAAUUCCUAAAACUAGUUACUCUCUUUUUUUGUAGUCUUUAUCUGAGGGCCUUGCACAGAAUAAGUAACAACUAAAUUUGGAGUGUGUAUUGUAUGCCAGUUUCUUUUCUAUGUGCAAUGAUUGUAUUAACUCAUUCAUUCCUGGGGACAGCUAAGUGAAGUACAGUGAUUAUUAUCUCUUUCACCAGAAAGUUAGAUACAGAGUGACUUAGCUGUCACGGCUAAUGCUAGAGCCUGGAUUUUAAACCCAGGCAUUCAAACUUGAGAGCUAUGUUGUCGCAAGUAGUAGGUUUUUAUUUCUCUAAAUACAGAGUAGCAGUAUUACUUCAUGCUAUAUUCCACCUGUAAUUAUCAUUCAUUCAGUGAUAAAACUUCUUGGAGAAAAGAUGCAGAAUACUCAAGCAAUACUGUGAAAAAAAGAAUAAAGGUAAUUGAGUAAUAUAAUUGAUAUCAAAUUAACUUACCAUCUCACCACAUUCUCUAGUUAGUUUGUGACACCGUUGUGCGUUCAGUGUCAAGAGAUAGUACUUCACAUUUUUUUUUUUUUGCCACAUCCAGAUGUAGCAUAUUUGUAUUCUAUUUUAGCUGCUGUUGUAAUUAGGCCCUUUUAACCUAAAUUUGAACUAAUUAAGUUCGUAUUUCUCUACUUGAAUAUUUCUUGAACAUUUGUGACACUAAAAUUACUUUGAAGUACAACAUUCUUCAUAACUUCUGUGCUAACAACUUUUCACUGGUCUUGGAUUACUUCAAAAUAAAGUCUACAUAUCACAAUCUGCUUUUCAUCACCAUCUAGGUUUGACCCCAAACAUUGCUUACAAAAGCCAAUCUAUACUGCUGACUGUGUUACUUAGCCAACUGCUUUUGUUCCAAAGUAUCCAAAAUAGUAAAAUUUAAUUUUUGUAUUUUG